AGUAUUUUAUUGAAAAUGUCCUUCUCGUUUGUUUCGCAGGCAUGCCUUGCUGUGAUCGUGUCCGUGUUUGGUGUUGUCCUUAGUGUUCCCCUAGAUGGACAGCAACAGACAGUGGCGAUUGAAGGUGGAGCAAAACGCCAGGAAAAGCGUGGUAUUGGUCUCGCAUACACCGGGCUAACCGGGUUUGGUGCGUACGAUACGUCCCUUGGACUGGCCGGUUAUCCUGCCACAGCUUACGUCACCCCGACCGUGAUCAAAUCAACCUACACUGUACCGGCGGCAGCUACGUACCAUACGGCGGCCUACGAUGCGGCACAUAGCAAGUUCGGCUAUGGUGGCUUCUAUCCGGCCAGCUACGGAGGCUUCGGCACGGGAGGCUACGGAUAUGGCGGAUUUGCGGCUCCGGCGGCCACCUACAGCAAAAUCGUUCAUCCCGCCACCAGCACGUACACGAAGGUCAUCCAGACGUAUCCGUCGGCAGCGGUUGUAGCCGCUGGUACACCUGCGGUCGCUAGCUACACCGGUGUUGGUAGCCUCGGAGGAUACGUUUACUAAGGGGACGGGGAACAAUACAAUAUGCUAAAGUGACCCGAAUGUCGUGAACGGUUUGGGAAUGGAUGCUGUAAAUGAUGUAUGGUAAUAAAGUGUAACAAAAAGUG
Messenger RNA from Anopheles coluzzii, 659 nucleotides. RefSeq names its product shematrin-like protein 1. The transcript is spliced from 2 exons. The record is from RefSeq and is a predicted model, not a curated record. Bases 16 to 555 code for a protein of 179 amino acids. Lineage: Eukaryota; Metazoa; Arthropoda; Insecta; Diptera; Culicidae.